Mobula hypostoma (lesser devil ray) is the source of this 3134-nucleotide messenger RNA. Its product is annotated as cyclic nucleotide-gated cation channel beta-3-like. Gene Ontology annotation, molecular function: intracellularly cGMP-activated cation channel activity; intracellularly cAMP-activated cation channel activity; cGMP binding. Bases 1 to 2634 code for a protein of 877 amino acids. The transcript has 20 exons. Gene Ontology annotation, biological process: monoatomic cation transmembrane transport. Gene Ontology annotation, cellular component: plasma membrane; photoreceptor outer segment; intracellular cyclic nucleotide activated cation channel complex. NCBI's taxonomy places the organism in Eukaryota, Metazoa, Chordata, Chondrichthyes, Myliobatiformes, Myliobatidae. The record is from RefSeq and is a predicted model, not a curated record.
AUGAAAUCUAAGGGCAACAUUGCCAGCACGCCCUACCUCAGGGAACGGGCAAUGCGUGCCAUCAGCCUCAGGCUGGUUAUCACCCCAGCUCCGACACUAACACUAUCAGCGUUCUUACCGGGAGUCAGAGCCAACCGGCUCGUACUACUACCGCAAGCACCCGAACCAGCUCUUCCCUUCCAUCUAACUGCGGGCCCCGGUUGCUGCCGGUCUCCACAGCAACGGCACCGCGUCGGAAAAGUGACACCAAAGCAACCAGAGCCAAAAAAUGCUGAAACUCCAGAGGAAGACCAGCAGUCAAUGGAACAGGAAUCUGAAACAGCUAAAAAUGAUUCCAGGAAGACUGAAGAAGUAAUGGUAGUCAACACAGUACCAACAAACACUGAGCAAGCAGCAGCUUCUGAGCCUUCUCUUUGGAAAAAUGCAACUGAAAUAAUACCUUCCACUGAAGAAGCCAAGUCGCAGGAAAGAAGUGAAGCUAUCCCUAAACUGUCACUUUGGGAGCAUAAAUCAGAGGACAAAAAAUCUGAAUUUAACAAUUCUCUCAGUAGUGAGUGUGGGCCACAAGCAACUGUACUUAACAGUGAUUAUGCUGAUGCACAGUUGCAGAGUUUGGUGCAACGUUUGCGGGAAAGGACAUCACUGUACAAAGAAAAGUUGUUUGAACAGGAUAGCACCUCCUCAGAUGAAACUCUACCAGCCACACCAGUCAAAAAGCCACCUCCACCAGAGGAAGUCAGUGAUAAAAAGGAUGAGGAGAAACCAGAGAAAGAAGAUGAUGAAGCCAAACUUGAUGAGGAACUUGGCUGUGACAUCCUUGGUUGUAAAUUCAAGAAGCAUCCAAUCAAAAAGUUUGUACAGCGGCUAAAAAUACCUGAAAGUAUUGACACAUAUUCAGAUAUGCAGUACAUGACAUGGAUGAGUUUUGUGGUACUUGCCUGGAACUGGAACUGCUGGUUUAUUCCCAUACGCUGUGCUUUCAAUUAUCAGAAUCCACAGAUUCUUUCCAUCUGGUUAACUAUAGAUUAUAUCUGUGAUUUCAUCUAUCUGCUGGAUAUGUUGGUGUUCCAGGUCCGCUUGCAGUUUGUGAAACAGGGAGACUUAAUAAAUGAUAAAAUAGAAAUGAGAAAACACUAUAUGAAAUCAUUAAAAUUUAAGCUUGAUCUUGCAUCAAUAAUCCCAUUUGAUUUGUUAUAUUUGCUGCUUGAUUAUAAUCCCUUGUUUCGGCUAAAUCGCGUACUGAAGUUUUCAAUCUUCUUUGAAUUCAAUAAUCAACUGGAGUCUGUAAUGAAGAAAGCUUACAUUUACAGAAUUGCCCGAACAAUAGGGUAUCUGCUUUUCCUCUUGCACUUAAAUGCUUGUUUGUAUUACCGGGCUUCAGAUUUUGAAGGGAUAGGCAGCAAUAAAUGGGUCUACAAUGGCAAAGGAAAUAGGUACCUGAGGUGUUACUAUUGGGCAGUCCGGAGUUUGAUUACAAUUGGUGGUAUUCCUGAACCAGUCACUCUCUUUGAACUAGUCUUUCAGGGGUGCAAUUAUUUCAUAGGUGUCUUUGUGUUCUCCAGCUUGCUUGGUCAGAUGCGUGACAUUAUUGGGGCAGCUACUGCAGGCCAAGCAUACUACCAAACAUCUUUGGAUAACACAGUAGUAUAUAUGAAUACAUACUCGGUUUCAAGAUAUACACAGAAUCGUGUACGUAAAUGGUAUGAAUAUACUUGGGAAUCACAAGGCCAGUUGGAUGUAUCUGAGAUGAUGGAAGAUAUGCCAGUAAAGAUGCAACUGGCCAUUGCAAUUGAUCAAAACUAUGAGAUAGUCAGCAAAGUUGGUCUGUUUAAGGAAUGUGACCAGCAGAUGAUAUAUGAUAUGCUGCUCAGGCUAAAAUCAGUUGUCUAUUUGCCUGGUGAUUUUGUAUGCAAGAAGGGAGAUAUAGGAAAAGAAAUGUUCAUCAUCAAGUCGGGACAGGUCCAAGUGCUUGGUGGACCAGACGGUAAAACAAUUCUGGUGACCUUGAAGGCUGGAUCUGUAUUUGGAGAAAUCAGUCUUCUAGCUGCUGGUGGAGGCAAUCGACGCACUGCCAACGUGGUUGCCAGUGGAUUCACAAACUUAUUCAUUUUAGACAAAAUAACACUGCAUGAAAUUCUGGUGUAUUAUCCAGAUUCUCAGAAGAUUCUUAAAAAAAAGGCCAAAAAAUUGUUUGCAAAAGAUAAAGCCAAGAAAACUGAAGUCCAACAACCUCCCAAUACAGGACUGUUGUUCCUAGUUCCACAAAGACCAGAUACUCCCAAAUUUUACCGUAUCAUGCUAGCUGCAAUGAAGGGGAAAGGAUUAGACCUUCUAAGUAAAUUUAGGGAAACUGAAACCCAGGCACAUAACCAAACGAUGCUGGAUGCAACACCUGUUGGAACCAAAAAUAUAAAGCAAUUUGCUCCCGCUGAUAACGAGAGAUUGGAAGGCAAUGAAUGUUCAAAAACUGAAGAAAAGGCCAGAACAUGUGAACAAGGAGACUCCAGUCAUCCUCAAGCCAAACCUGAAGAACAUCAUUCACCAAAGCACCAAUCAACAUCCCAUUCACGUGAGGUUGUCAGAAGCAUGGAUAUGCAGAGUGCUGAAGAUUUUAAUACCAACAAGGAUAACUAAGAAUAGGGAAGUCACUGAGUACUGUUGAGUUGAUGAGAAAGUGUCUGAUAAGGAGUCAACGGUAAAAAACAAGCCAUAAUCCUUCAUGUUCAUUUGGGCCAUUUAUGACACCUCUCUCCUCUUUCUGGAUCGUUCUGUCUCUAUCUCAGUAGACAACUGUACACCAACAUUUACGGCUCCAUCUGCCUAUCAUCCCCUCCUCACCGGAAUCCAAUUAUUGCUUGCCAGCUUCUGCCGCACCACUCCCAUGUACCUCUUUAUACUGGCUGACACUCCUUUGUACUCUCAAUUCUGAUGCAGGCCCUCAAACUGUCAGCCAUUUUUUACUUCCGCAGACAUUCCUGACCUGCUGAAUUCUUCAGACAGCUUGUUUAUUUUUGUUCCAGAUCCCAGGACCUGAAGGGGCUUGUGUCUCCUUAACCCAUUCCCUGUUUAAUUAUGAUAAAGAUCUUAUUUGAUCUAUUUUUGAACUGAUUUAGUAUAAUAACAGGCCUGCAAUA